AAUGAACUUUGAACAGUGUGUCUAUGAUGACAUGACUGAUAAACACACACAGUGGGAUGGAGGGGAAAGAUAAACCUCAGGCCAUGUAGACUUCACUUCGACAGUAUCAUCGAGGAAGCCUGCUGCUCUUCUUGCUCUUCUUCUUUUGUUUGAUUAUAUUGCAAAGACUGGAUUACCAUCUCUCAAGACCAUGACUAUCGGCAAGAGCUCCAAAAAGAACAAGGCCCCUCGUUCUCCUCCUUUCCUGGACAAGGCUAAUGGAUUCUACGGGCGCUUGGAUGAGAUGUUUGGAGAACCCACACCCACAGAAGAGCAGAUAGGAGCCUUGAACAGAAGCAGCCAAGACAAUGGCACAGUUCCACGCUGGAUAGAAGAUGAUGACCAUGUGGUUGAUUUUAACCAGGGUAUGAUGGAUGAUGAUGGGACCACUUUACUGAAGAGAAAGCCCAGCAGACUAAGUCGCCGCUGGAGCAGGAUGAGCUCCAGGAAGGCAAAAUAUGACAAAUUUACAUCAGACAAACAACUGUGUAAUGAGACCAACAAAUCCACCUCUGUAGAUCUAAACCCAGAGGUGCCACCACCAACCCAGACCCUGGAAAACAGCGGAGAACCAGAAUCAACAAUGGUCCAUUUCUCCAUGAAGGAACAUGCUGAUGACCAGAUUCUAAUAUCAGGGAAGAAGGAGAAGGAAGGAGAAGGGGAAAUGGAAGACACGAGAAAACAGAAGAAGACAGAAGGCAAAUUGAAAGGAGAGGCAAUGGAAAUUGUAAAGAGGAACACUCUCAAGAAUUAUCAGAAGGCCAUAGACAGAGCUUUCCGUCGAGGAUGGGAGACUUUCGUUGCCAAUCUGUACAGUGUGACACUGACACCUAUCUCUUCUUCAUCAACACCAUCAGACAAAACUGAAUUGAACAGGAAUCGUGUUUUAGCAGAAUUCCGUUAAACAGAUUCACUUGUAUUUUCUUUCAAAUUGAUGAGUAAUUUCAUUUAUUAAUUGAAAUGUGCUCAAAUAUUUAAUAUGCAUUGCUGUUCUUUGCUUAAAACGGAUCAUUAUGUAACCUGACAUGAGAGGUCAAUAUUUGAACUUUUUAUCAGUGUAUGAAUUUGUUAUCACAGCACUAACUAAUGAGGCGUGUACCUGAUCUUUGUUCCCUUGUUAGGAAACAUGAUACUAUUAUUAUCCAUGGAAAGUUGUGUGUGUGUGUGUGUGUGUGUGUGUGUGUGUGUGUGUGUGUGUGUGUGUGUGUGUGUGUGUGUGUGU
Molecule: messenger RNA, 1261 nt
Organism: Pimephales promelas (fathead minnow)
Lineage: Eukaryota; Metazoa; Chordata; Actinopteri; Cypriniformes; Leuciscidae
Source: RefSeq, a predicted model, not a curated record